GUGUGUGUGUGUGUGUGUGUGCGUGCGUGUGUGUCGGGGCGGGGGCUAGGAACACGAGCUGUUUCCUGCUUGCCGUGAAUUAUUCACAGCACUAUUGUGUCGGUCGCCCUCACCUCUCAACACGUGCGCCCCAGGCCAGAGACCAAUCAGAGGACCCUUUUUCAACUAGUGACAGACUUCUGGCCUCACCUGUCCGCCGUGUCUGCUGGCUGUCUGGCCGUUUGGCAAACAGACGCCCAUGUUGUUCAUCACUGUGUCACAGACGGCCACCACGGCAGAGACAUGAGUCCCUCAACCCAUUGGUGUUUUUUUCUCCAGUACACUUUCAUUUCUCUAUCUGGGCCAGCGAAAGCCUGUUACAAAGCAUGUACCUGUCUCCCGGACUUAAAAUAUAUCAACUGCUCAGGUGGGAACCUCUCCGCCGCUGUCAGCAGCUUUCCCUCCAACACUGAGUAUCUGGACCUGUCCGAAAACCUUCUAACAGCCCUCCCGCGGGGCGCCUUCGAGGCACUCUGGGGCCUGAAGGUGCUGCUUCUCAGCACCAAUAACAUCACGUCGGUGGCAGCCGGGGCUUUCAUCAAACUCCAGAGCUUACAAAGGCUGGAUCUUAGCGGGAACCGGAUAGGUGCCCUGGGGGACUCCUUCGCCCUGGGUCCGGGCUCCCUGUCACAGCUCCUCUUGUCCGGGAACCGCCUCACCGCGCUAGAGAUCGGAGCCUUCCGCGACCUGGACGGCCUCGCCCGACUGGACCUCAGCGCCAACCUCAUCCAGCUGAUCCACCCGGGGGCGUUCGGCGGGGUGACGUCCCUUCGCCGACUCCACCUGGAAGGGAACCGGCUCCGGGUGCUGGGGACGGGCCUCUUCUCGACCCUGCACUCCCUGGAGGUGCUGGGCCUGCGAGGGAACCCCCUCGGCAGCCUGGAGCCGGGGGUGUUCGCCCCUCUUCCCAGCCUGGCCCUGCUGGACCUGAGCUUCAACCGGCUCUCAGCGCUGAACUUCAAGGCCCUGCUGGGCGUGCGCAGCCCCGUGGCACACGUGCUGCUGGAGGGGAACCCCUGGCACUGCGACUGCGAGCUGCAGAGGGUCUUCGACAAGCUGGGGCGGGUGCGUCGCAUCUCCCUGGACGACUACCGGGAGCUGAGGUGCAGCGAGCCCGCGGAGAUGAGGGGUCGGGCCGUGACGGAGGUGGAGGGCGAGCUCUGCGUCGGCGAGACGGUGACGGUGUUGGUCCUGACGCUGACGGUGCUCGUCACCGUGGCGGCGUCGCUGAUCAUGGCGGAGAGGAGCAAGAGGAGCACCGAGGCUAAAGAGGAGGAGGGCGGGGCGACGGAGGCGUACAGCUAUUACUACUAGGGGCAAGUGCUUUUUCAUGGGACAGCAUAAGUGAGGACCCUGUCAGAAGAAAAUUGCAGGCUAUUAAUCCCCUGUGAUUUCUCUCACAUUUCCCCGCGAUCUCGCUUUGUGGAGAAGGCAAUCGAGUAGGGAUAUAUUUUUUUUUAUUUGUGUCUACACAAAUAAUUGCCUUGACCUUUUAACGCAAGCGUGUGACUGUGGUUUAUUCUCCUGCAAAUCUUCAAAGAGAUGGAUAAAAAAAAAGAUUCCACAUCCACCCACUGACGAAUGAGAAUGAAGUAGACUCUUCUGCACAAGCCGUGUGAGCCGAGUAUUGG
Molecule: messenger RNA, 1670 nt
Organism: Gadus macrocephalus (Pacific cod)
Lineage: Eukaryota; Metazoa; Chordata; Actinopteri; Gadiformes; Gadidae
Product: chondroadherin-like protein
Exons: 2
Coding region: 283-1353 (356 amino acids)
Molecular function (GO): protein binding
Source: RefSeq, a predicted model, not a curated record